UUUGUGCGUUCAGUUGAAUCCCGCGUUUUUUGUUGUUUUUCUGGAGCGGUGGUUAAGAGGAGAGUGUAGCCUGCCGUCAGGGCUGGACUGGGAAGUAAUUGAGGGGGCUCGCUCCAUCUCUGGUUCGUAUCGUGUAUUGUAGUUUUUGUCGGUGUACCGUCGCCACGGCUGUGUAAAGGAGCCUUGCUUUGGGGAAAUAACGGGCGCUUGGAUAGCAAGUUAGAAGAGCAAAAACACACUGGUAUCGACGCUCUGUUUGGGACAAGAAAUGUGGACUUUUUCUACGGGAUGCUCUGAAUGAGCAGGUGUUUUUUCCAGUAGCGGCCGGCGGACACAUUGAAAAAGGUUUCCUGUCUGAAAAACGGAUGUUUCCUUGUCACUUUGUGUGAAAUGCAUUUACAUGUACGUCUUGGACUAUAAAAUUCCUAAAUGUGAAAGGAUUGGCAAUGUACAUGAAAUUGCUAUUUUUGGCUUUGAGUUAGCGUUCGAGUGUGACUUGGGUUUCAAGCGAUACGGGGUUCAUUACCUUGAAACAAACAAACGACAACGGGGGCAGAGGCCGCGCCCUUGCAACCAACACCUUCACCGACCGAUUUGCUUACAACAAAUCUCUAGGCUUCAUUAUCGCACUUUGAUUAUUUUGCUCGCCCCGCGGAGAAAUGUUUACGAAACUCAAGACUCUGUGAUCGGGCUUGGAGGUCAAAGGUCGCAUCCGUCUGUGGGACGUUCGGCCGAUUUCAAUUACGGUGUAAACCUGGACGUACAUUUGAACGCACCAUCAAUAUAACAGCUAUUCUGAUUGGAUGACGCUCAUAGAAACUGACUCUUGAUUGGUUAGAGCGAGAAUACUUUGAAGGCUGUCAAACUUUCUCAAGGACAGUUCAAUUCGUGUCAAAUUCAUCGCCAAAUCUGCUUCCGGAUGACUGAUGGUGCGGGGAUAGCUUUUGUUGUAGACAAAACAAAUACCACGAAGUGUGUCUAAGGGGGAACAACCCAGGGCUACAUACAGGAAAGUAUGAGUCGAAGGCUUCAAGUUUGUAUCGCGUUGAUCGAUCGCCUCUAUUAGCGGUGGGCCUUCCCUCCGAUAUUAACCCGUCUGGAGUGGCAAGGACUUCGGUAAAACCGACUCUGGUAACAAUCAGUUCGACAGGUGUGAAGGGAAUUUACAUCGCGGUGGAGUUUUUGAAGCACGCGUUUCAAAAUUGAGCGCCUUGCCACUCUUCUCGCAUUCAGUUGGUAGAAUCCAUGGGUUUACCACAUACCACGGGUCUAUUGGAAUAAUAGUUGACUCUAACACAACUUUGUUCAAAUUCCAGUGGUGGGAGAUUUUCAACAAAAGGGGACAUAUUUUUUGUGAUUGUUUGUUGAGAAUUCGACUGAUUGUAUCCACGCAUGAAUUCACUGACAGACAACAGCGACAUGAGAGCCCACUACCAGUCAUGGGCCGUUCACAACUACGGCGACAGCGGCAAAACCAAGACGGUGACACUGAAGAAAUAUGGACGAAUCACGGGGUUCUUGAAGGGUGAGGUUGCCCCGACUGGAGAGAGCACCAAGUUUAGGUUUUGGGUAAAAGCCAAGGGCUUCAAAAUUGGUCCUCCGGCUAAGAGGCAGAGAGGGGGGCCGAAAGAGGUGCUGUACGUCCCCGUCAAAACAACGGAUUCUGACGGCACCAUCGUCGACCGAGGGUUCAAAAGGGUAGCAGUGGUUGAAGACUUUUUCGAUAUCAUCCAUGACGUGCACGUGGGUACCGAUGGGCGGAGUGGAAAACAUGCCGGACAGAAGAGAACAUACCGGGCGAUUGCCGAGACCUACGCCUUCUUGCCCCGUGAGGCGGUGACUCGCUUCCUCAUGAACUGCAAUGAGUGUCAGAAGAGAAUGCACCUCUCGCCAAAUCUCGCCACGCCUCACGAGGGGAAUGGUCACGUGACCGAGGAGGAGCCCCAGAAUAACAACGGUUGCGCAGGGAGGGGAGCAGACGAUGAGAGCAAUAAUAUUGAUUAUAAUCUACCAAUAACAACAACGUACCUUAAUCAGCUGAGAAAUAUGCGACUUGCUAACAACAACAAUGGGUGCAGCCUUCAUGAUUGA
Asterias rubens (European starfish) is the source of this 2091-nucleotide messenger RNA. RefSeq names its product nucleolar protein 4-like. NCBI's taxonomy places the organism in Eukaryota, Metazoa, Echinodermata, Asteroidea, Forcipulatida, Asteriidae. The record is from RefSeq and is a predicted model, not a curated record. The transcript has 4 exons. Bases 1393 to 2091 code for a protein of 232 amino acids.